AGGGAUUCCCAACCGCCGUGCCGCGGCACAUAAGUGUGCCGCGAAAUUAUUUGGGUGUGCCGUGUAAUUUGUGUCUUACAUUGUAAUUGUGUAAUAGAAAUCUCCUAAAAAUAAAAAUUGAUAAAAUGUCCACAUGGAAAGACACAGCUAUUAUUAUAGAUUAGAAUAUUUGAUAAUACUCGAUACGCCCGAUACGGGUAUUAUAAGCAGUCAUUUAGCAGUUCAGUCAUUCAGUAUAGUGAUAAUCGUGCGCAUGUUAUUACGUAACGGUAGUUAAAAAAUGGAUAGAUUUAUAAAAAAGAUUAAAUUAACGAACGAUGUUGAUGCUAAUAGAAAUUACAACAAUUUAAAUUUAGAAAUUAAUAUUAAACAAUCCACUUCAGUAAGUGAUACAAGUUUAAAUUUAAAAGUCAAACGUAAAUAUACUGAUAGUUAUUUAUGUUUUGGAUUUACGUGGAAUGGCGAUACUGACUGUCCUUUACUUGUUUGUAUCGUUUGUGGUGAAAAGUUAAGCAAUGAAGCAAUGGUACCCAGUAAAUUGAAAAGGCAUUUAACAACAAAACAUCCGGGUGAGUCAUUAAAAACACGACUAUAUUUUGAACGCCUCCUAAAUUCAAAUAAAAGAGCUGCAUAUAGUAUGAUAAAAAGAGUGACUAUAUCUGAUAAAGCUCUUGAAGCAUCAUUUAAAGUCGCAGAACUGAUUGCUAAAAAUAUGAGCUCUCAUGUUAUUGGCGAAAAAUUAAUAGGACCUGCCUGUUUAGUUAUGGUUGAAACAAUGUUAGGUAAAGAAUCUAAAGAUGUUAUAUCCAAAGUGCCACUUUCCAAUAAUACUAUUAGCCGCCGAAUAAAUGAAAUGGCUGAUGAUAUUAAUGACAUUGUUUUAGAAAAAAUUAAAAAUCAAAAAUUAUUUUCAUUACAAAUAGACGAGAGUACUGACAGAACUUCUAAAACUCAAUUACUAGGUUUUGGCAGAUUUGUUGAUAAUUCUAAUAUUGUUGAGCAGUUUUUAUUUUGUAAAGAAUUAAAGUCAACAACAACAGGGAAGGACAUAUUAGACGUAGUAAAUAAUUUUUUUGAAAAAUCUGGAUUAUCAUGGAAUUAUUGUUGUGGUGUGUGCACUGAUGGAGCUCCGUCUAUGACCGGAAAAUAUAAAGGUUUUGUUACUCUCGCUAAAAUUAAAAAUACAGCUAUGAUUAUAACACACUGUUUUAUUCAUCGAGAAGCUCUGGUUGCAAAAACAUUAGGAAAAAAAAAUGCUAAAAGUCUUAAAUGAUGUUAUUAAAAUUGUAAAUUACAUUAAAUCUCGGCCAUUGAAAACGAGGAUUUUUGAAACUAUUUGUAAGGAAAUGG
Messenger RNA from Aphis gossypii (cotton aphid), 1350 nucleotides. RefSeq names its product zinc finger BED domain-containing protein 5-like. Bases 281 to 1273 code for a protein of 330 amino acids. The transcript has a single exon. Lineage: Eukaryota; Metazoa; Arthropoda; Insecta; Hemiptera; Aphididae. The record is from RefSeq and is a predicted model, not a curated record.